Babesia microti strain RI is the source of this 4461-nucleotide messenger RNA. RefSeq names its product Helicase SWR1. The coding region runs from base 1 to 4461 and encodes 1486 amino acids. NCBI's taxonomy places the organism in Eukaryota, Apicomplexa, Aconoidasida, Piroplasmida, Babesiidae. Gene Ontology annotation, cellular component: Swr1 complex. The record is from RefSeq and is a predicted model, not a curated record. Gene Ontology annotation, molecular function: histone binding; ATP hydrolysis activity; ATP-dependent chromatin remodeler activity. The transcript is spliced from 3 exons.
AUGCAAUCGGACUCUAGUAUUCAACAAUCAACUUCCGGCAGAAACAUGAGAAAAUCUGCUGUAAACCAACGAUUGUUUAUGAAGAAAUUGAGUAAUGAUUCUCUCAGUGAUGAUGAAUAUCCAGAUGAUAGAAAUGAUAAUAAUACAAGUCAUAACAUUGGUAUGGAUGGCACUAGUGACUAUCAUGAUACAGAAUAUAAUGUGUGGCCUCCAAUAGUUGAAAAACACCCUGAAUUUUGUUGGUCACAUCAAUUUCUUCACGGUCGCAGUGAUUGGAUCCUCAAUAUCCCACCAAUGCCACCGGAUCUAACCUACACUCAAAUAUUAGCCCGUGCCAAACUACCAGUGUACAUUGAUCAGAAAUACUUUCUCACAUUAGGGGCUGUGUAUAAUCUUCCCGAUGACAAAUCUCCCAUAAUGAAAAUAGAUUUACAGAAGCUCAGACAAGACUUAUCAUCCUUACACAAUCAAAUGGGCAAGGUUAAUAUUUCCAAAUUGCCAGAACCCCAUAAAACAUUCCAUCCUGAUAGAAUUUCUCCCAAUGCUGGGCAUUGGGAUGACUUAUGUAAAGAAAUGAAGGAAUUUCAAGAUCUAGUGUUAGAUGAACAUAGAGAGAAGAGGCGAAAGUACAAAAUCAUAAUAAAUUCUUGCCAAAAAUAUGUGGAAUCUAAAAUGUUUAGUGUAUCCACAGGUGUAUUGGAUGAUAAACGUGCUUCCGCAGUUUACAAACAAGUUUGCACAUUAAUGGAAGUAUUUUGGUCCAAAAUAGAGCGUAUUGCUUGGGAAAGUAUAAAAUCUGAACUAAAUUCACAGCUAAUUGAACAGAAGCGAAAGAGGUUGAACAAAUUCGUGAAAGAUGCAAUGAAGUUUGCUACAACCGAUCGUACCUCUAAAACUGAAGGCAAUAGGUUAUCUCCAACUGCAUCAGCUACUGCCACCGAAUUCCAAUAUGAAAAUGACUCAGAUAAAGAAUUUAAAACAGAUUCAGAAGAAUUCACCGAUGCUGAUAAACAAUUUCAAUUACAACAAGAAAAAGAUGGGGAAUAUGAUCGUGAUAUGAGUACCGAUUCUGAAUCCGAAAGGAAACUUGAACUAGAUAUUCUGCGCGACGAAGCCGAAAUGGAUAUCAACGAGUUAAUUGGCAAAUAUCGCAUACUAGAUCAGAGUUACAAAGAAAACGGCGAUGAUAAUCCACUUGAUGAUAGGGGUAAGAGGUCUAGAUCGUCAGUCGAUUCAUCUAAUGAAUCCUAUAGUGAAUCUUACACACCAUUGUCAGAACCUCAACUAAAUGUUUCCAAUGGUUCAGCUUGUAUAAAACAGGAAAUUAGAGAAGUAGAUCCUGACGAGUUUGAUAUUAAUGAUAAAGAAUUUCAGGAGCAGCGUAGAAUAGAUGAAGUGUUAGAUCGCGAUAUGGAUACGGACUCUGAAAGUGAACGUAAGAAUGAAAUAGAUAUGUUACAUGGUGAAGCUGAGAUGGAUCUCAAUGAGCUUAUUAAAAGAUAUAAACAAAUGGAAAGAUCUAAUAGCAUAUCUGACAUUGAUUCUGAGAUGCAAAUGACGAAUUCUGAGGGCGAUAACUCAGUUUAUGAGUCACAAGAAUCCGGUAAUGAAUCCGAGGUUUCUGAUGAGUUUAAGGAUAAAAAUGAAAAUGUUAAGUUGCAGCAGCAGGAAGAUAAAGAAUUGGAUAGCACUAUGAAUAUUGAUUCUGUCAAUACGUACAAAACCGAAUCCGACCAAUUGCAAGACGAUGAUGUAAUCAAUAUUAAUCAAUUAGCGGAGAAAUGCAAAGUCUUUAAAAAUGGUGAAAAGAGAUCUCGUUCACUCUUACAAUCAGAUACAAAAAAUCCUUAUUGUGAUCAUAUUCAAAAUACAGUACAAAAAAUCGAACCAAAGUUGAAUAUGGAUGAUAAUGAAUUGAUUCCAGUACCACAUCUAUUAAGGGCUACAUUGCGUAGUUAUCAGCACCAGGGCCUUACUUGGUUGGCAAAGUUGCACGAAAAGGGAACUAACGGCAUUCUUGCCGAUGAAAUGGGCCUGGGUAAAACGUUACAAACAAUAUCAUUACUUGCGCAUUUGGCCUGCCACUUAGGGAAAUGGGGACCACACUUGAUAAUCGUACCAAAUUCGUUGCUUAUAAAUUGGGAAAUGGAAUUCAAGAAGUUUUGUCCUGGAUUUAAGGUUUUGGUUUAUUAUGGUUCCGCUUCUGAACGCGCAAAAAAACGCGUUGGCUGGAACAAACCUUAUGUAUUCAAUGUAUGCAUUGCGAGUUAUGCCACUGUUGUGCAAGAUGCACAUAUUUUGAAGCGUAAAAAUUGGCAAUAUAUGGUACUGGAUGAGGCACAAAAUAUUAAAAAUUUUGAAUCCAAGCGCUGGUCUACACUCUUGACAUUUAAUUCUGAGUACCGAAUAUUACUUACAGGUACCCCAUUGCAAAAUUCUAUACAAGAACUGUGGUCAUUGAUGCACUUUAUAUUGCCUGAUGUAUUCUCCAGUCAUUCCGAGUUCAAAGAGUGGUUUGGUGAUCCUAUAACAGCGGCCAUUGAAGCAGAACAGAUAGCAGGAUCAGUUGAUUCAAGUGGCAAACCCAAUGAGCUAGUAACCAAACUUCACUGUGUACUUAGGCCAUACCUGCUUAGACGGUUGAAGAAAGAUGUGGAGAAACAAAUGCCGUCAAAAUACGAACAUGUGAUCAAAUGCACAUUGACACGCCGCCAAAGAACUUUAUAUGAUGAAUUCAUGUCAUGCGCUUCAACAUCAGAUACGCUUAAAACUGGCAGCUAUCACGGGGUGUUGAAUAUCAUGAUGCAGUUAAGGAAGAUUUGUAACCAUCCAGAUCAGCUCAACCCUAGAUUAGUUGAAUCACCACUUAACGUGGGUAGCAGCUGCACUGUGGCCACUGACAUACCUAACAUGUUACACAUCUAUAACGAGUCUUGUGGCCAAUUGAAAAAUUGGUCAAUUGACGGUCAUUUCGGUAGUAGUUGCAUUGGAAAUUACACUAGUCUAUCUAAUGAUAUAAAUAUCAUUGGUAAUAGAGUUGCAGGUUACACUACUUUUAGACAAAUAAAAAAUAAUUACGACAAACUUUGGUGCAGAUUUCCAUCUUAUUCACAAAUUUAUGUGAGUGAGAUUUAUCAAGAUCAUAAUAUCUGCCGUCUGUCACUAGAUAACUAUGGCAUAUAUUGUGGUGCAGAAAAGCAUGGCAUUUCUAGUGAUUGCGUUAAUUUGUCUAACAAUUUGUAUAUGAAUCACGACAGCAUGAAUUUUCCUUGCACCAUAAAUCACUCAUCAGAUUUGUUAAGAGAUAUUGACAAAUUAAUUUCGUUUGACAGUUUCCUCGGGGAAAAUAUAAUAAACCCCCAAGUUCCAAAGUUUUUACAGGUUUCUAAUCCAUUAGUGCAUUUUGAAACCUACAAAAAUUACCUCUUCCGAUGUAACUACAAUGCGGUUGUAGACACCGAUCAAUUUACAAUUCCCUAUUAUUCUGGAAGUGGAGGGAUAUUAAAACGCCAAUCUAUUAUUAAUAAAAUGGCACGUCAUUUGCACUUUAUUAAAUCAUUGGAUAAUCCGCUGGAAUUUUUGCACCAUAGCCAAUCUCUAAUAUUACCCCCAAAAUCAGCUCUACAUGAUGACUGCGGCAAGUUUCACGUCUUGGGAGAUCUAUUAGAGAAACUCAAGAAGGAAAACCAUAGGUGUUUAUUGUACACCCAAUUUUCUAAGAUGUUGGACAUUUUGGAAAGUUGGAUAUGUACCAGGGGUUAUAUCUACGUUAGAUUAGAUGGCAAAACUAAGGUGGAUCAGAGGCAGAGAAUAGUUACAAGAUUUAACGAAGAUCCAAAGAUUUUUUUGUUCAUAUCAUCCACUAGGGCUGGGGGUAUUGGUUUAAAUCUUACGGGGGCUGAUACGGUCAUCUUUUACGAUACCGAUUGGAAUCCGGCUAUGGACCGUCAGGCUAUGGAUCGCUGCCACCGCAUAGGCCAGACAAAGGAUGUAAAUGUUUACCGUCUAGUUUCUGAAUAUACAGUGGAGGAGAAUAUUUGGCGCAAGCAACUCAUCAAACGCAAGUUGGACGAUGUUGUGGUGGAUCAGGGCAAAUUUGGAGGUGAAAUAUGGUUUAACAACGCUACCACACUUAAGGAUAUGAUUGUAUCCCAUAAAAUAGAGGGAGAUGAUGAGGAACUUUAUGGCAAGCGUAUUCUGCACGAAUCAGAAACACUCCCCGAUGCUCCUACUAGGGCCUUGAAACUUAUGGCAAUGGUGGAGGAAGAGGAUGAUAAAAUUGUUACUAGUAAAAAAGAUGAUAAAGAUGAGUUUAAAGAGCAUUUUAGUGCUGAUACAUUUGCCACAAUUCCUGCACUAGUGACUUUAUGUGUCAAAUUCCUUAAAAGAUACAAUACCCCUAACCUAUCUCACCUGGUUAACGAAUUCCGGAUUAAGAUCGAUGCAGAAGCUGCUAUGUAA